Pseudoliparis swirei is the source of this 2483-nucleotide messenger RNA. RefSeq names its product pyruvate dehydrogenase E1 subunit alpha 1b (gene pdha1b). Gene Ontology annotation, biological process: pyruvate decarboxylation to acetyl-CoA. Lineage: Eukaryota; Metazoa; Chordata; Actinopteri; Perciformes; Liparidae. The record is from RefSeq and is a predicted model, not a curated record. Gene Ontology annotation, molecular function: pyruvate dehydrogenase (acetyl-transferring) activity. Bases 86 to 1450 code for a protein of 454 amino acids. The transcript is spliced from 12 exons. Gene Ontology annotation, cellular component: intracellular membrane-bounded organelle.
GACACCAACACGGAAGUAGCGCUAUAAGCAGCGACUAACGUCCGGUGUCCUUAAUCCCGUCGCAGCCGCUCGUCCGUCCGGCAGCAUGAAGAACAUGUUGACCACCAUCUCCAACGCACUCUGCCGGAUCACUGGCGGGAAUGUGGGAGCCCAGACGGUGUCCGAGUUGCUGAUCGACCUGUCAGAGUACGUCAAUGUAGCCUCUCCGGCGACGCCCACCUCGGCUCUGACCCGCCGGCAGCCGCCCGAGCCGCCGCCGCCGGCCGGCCCUCGAGCGCCGGCCGCCGCCCCGUUAGUUAGAGCCCAGACGGACCGGCUAGACGGACCAGGUGCCGGCGUCGUGGCCUCUCGCUCCUUCGCCGACUUCACCUCACAGGCGACCUUUGACAUCAAGAAAUGCGAUGUGCACCGGCUGCAGGAGGCCCCCCCGGUGGCGGCGGUGCUGACCCGGGACCAAGGCCUGCAGUACUACCGCGUGAUGCAGACCGUGCGGCGCAUGGAGCUCAAAGCCGACCAGCUGUACAAGCAGAAGAUCAUCAGAGGCUUCUGCCACCUGUACGACGGACAGGAAGCGUGUGCGGUCGGCAUCGAGGCCGCCAUCAACCCGACCGACCACCUGAUCACCGCCUACCGCGCCCACGGCUACGCCUUCACCCGCGGCGUCGCCGUCAAACAGAUCCUGGCCGAGCUCACAGGUCGUAAAGGGGGCGUGGCCAAAGGAAAGGGAGGCUCCAUGCACAUGUACGCGCCGCGCUUCUACGGAGGAAACGGCAUCGUGGGCGCUCAGGUUCCUCUCGGCGCCGGCGUCGCUCUGGCCUGCAAGUACCGAGGCAACGGCCAGGUGUGCGUCGCGCUCUACGGAGACGGGGCGGCCAAUCAGGGCCAGCUGUUCGAGGCGUUCAACAUGGCCGCCCUCUGGAAGCUGCCGUGCGUCUUCGUCUGCGAGAACAACAAAUACGGGAUGGGGACGUCGGUGGAGCGAGCGGCGGCCAGCGGGGACUACUACAGGAGGGGGGACUACGUCCCGGGAAUCAGGGUGGACGGGAUGGACGUGCUGUGUGUGCGCGAGGCCACCCGGUUCGCUGCGGAGCACUGCCGCUCCGGGAAGGGUCCCAUCAUAAUGGAGCUGCAGACCUACCGUUACCAUGGACACAGCAUGAGCGACCCCGGCGUCAGCUACCGGACGCGUGACGAGGUCCAGGAGGUGCGCAGUCGGAGCGACCCCAUCACCAUGCUGAAGGAGCGCAUGCUGAGCAACAACAUGGCGUCAGUGGAGGAGUUCAAGGAGGUGGACGUGGCGAUCAGGAAGGAGGUGGAGGAGGCGGCUCAGUUCGCCACGUCGGACUCGGAGCCGCCGCUGGACGAGUUGUGUAACCACAUCUACAGCAACGCCGCCACGCUGGAGGUCAGGGGGACCACUGCCUGGGCCAAGCUCACGUCCGUCAGCUAGACACACACACACACACACACACCAUCACACACACACCAUCACACACAAACACACCAUCACAUACACCUCGGCUCCUCCUCCUUGAGCUUCGGGUCAUUCCGCACCUUUAAACGUGACUUUGGAACCUGUCAGUAUUAUUUAUUUUUAUUUUGUAUAGAAAUGUAUAUAUAUUUAUUUAUUAUUUGUUGUGUUGUAUGAAGUCUCCAGAGUGAUGUGUGCACUUUUUAAAUAUAUAUCACCUUUUCAGGGCUGCUUGUUGUUGUUGUUGUUUUAUUAUUAUCAUCAUGCACUACUCUUUCCUCCCAAUAUAAUGCAACUGCUUUAUUUUAUUUUCCUUUUUUUCAGGAGCUUUUCUAGCAACUUUAAGAUCAUCCUAUAUUAGUUUUCUGCUUCAAACAUUUUUUUGUUUUUUAGAGAAACCAGCAGCGACUAAACUAUGAAUAUGAAACCGUUUCCUCAAGUACUUCUUACACUCAAAGACAUUUUUACUCAAGUCAUCCUGUUUUACUUUUUCUAUAUUUCUGAGGAAACUAUUGUACUUUUCUAAUAAUACAAAAUAUCAACAAUCAAUUAUACAUUAUUAAACAUAAAGGUGCACAAGGUGGUAAUAAUACUCAUAAUGUAUAUUAUUCUGAAAUGGGUCAUUAUGCAUAUACAUACAUUGUAAAGAUCUUUGUAGAUUUACUUGAGCAUAAGUAGUAAAUACUUUCUUCAAAUUUAUUUCUUAUUUAUUAAGAUGACUUGAUCGGUGCAUCAAAACCACAAAAUAAAUGUUUAACUUGUUUCAUCCAGAACUACUUCACUGAAGUACUUGAAGAGGAUACUUGACUGCUAGAGGAAGAACCCAUAACAUAGUGUAACAUUUAUAUUUUAACAUGUAUAGUUGUAUUUUGUGUGCACACAUUGUAGAUAAACUUCUGGUAUUUAACUUGUGUUUUAAAGCUCUGCAGCUCAGAGCGUUUCCUCUCCUGGUUCCACGUGAAUACGACCUGAAGCUCGACUUCCUGUGUGUUGAAUAAAUAUAUAAACUUUG